Messenger RNA from Colletotrichum godetiae, 1770 nucleotides. RefSeq lists its product as uncharacterized. The record is from RefSeq and is a predicted model, not a curated record. Bases 1 to 1770 code for a protein of 589 amino acids. The transcript has 4 exons. NCBI's taxonomy places the organism in Eukaryota, Fungi, Ascomycota, Sordariomycetes, Glomerellales, Glomerellaceae.
AUGACGAGAUCUAUUUGUGUGCCACGACUCUGCGGACUUUGCCGCUUUGAACUCCAGUACGGAGAUGACAUAGUGGCAGUACGGCGAUCCGAUAGGGAUAUUUCUCCAUCGUACAAGUAUAGUAUCGGUGGUUUUAUCGAUAGCACUCUGGAUGUCGAUUAUGUAAAGUGUCGUGGACGAUGCAACCAUGAUGAGCAACGGAUUGGGUGCCAUGUUAUCUGCGUCGAAGUUACGUCUCCGGAAACAUUCACGAAUAUUCUUGAUGUUGCAGCACAUGCAUUCGAGCCUCCAGCAAUUGCGGAUAUACGGCGUAUUCGCUGGUUCCAGUCCUAUUUAGCCGAUCUCCUUCAAACAGCUGAUUGCCGCAUCUCAGAUUUGCCCAGAGAAGUCUUUUCUGACAUCGCUGCCUGGGCUUUUGAUGAUCGAUCGACGUGUCACCGCUUGGCCGUCUACUUUGCCAACCAAACAUGUGCCAAGACCGAGGGCAACGCUUCUAUCCAGAUUUCGGAGAAGGUCUAUGCUAGGCACGUUGAAUUCGAAGGUGUUCAAUACAUCGGCCAUCUGAGGAACACGCCCGGUGGCAACCAAGAUUUCCUUUUGUUUGAUCCAAGCCUCUCGACAUCUAUCAACAGCUUGUACAUUGCAAGCGACCAUCUCGGUAUCCGUUGCGUGGUCUUCGUCGACUCAUCGAAACCAUGUACGAUUGAAGAAGAAAUUGGCCUAUGGUGGCAAGCCGUUAAAUUGGAAGACAUUGGCGGCCUCAUUCAGAUCCGCAGUGACGGUUUAAAACUGCGUGAGCUUGUCGACGAUACAAUAGUGUCGCAAAAUAUCUACUGGGGUCUCCCGUAUCUCUCGUCCGUGUGUAGCCGAUUCGAAGAAAUCUGUGAUGCAGAACCAAGCAAUCACAUGUCUGUAGUAUCUUGCAACGAUCCACAGACUACAGCCUACUCACUUUGUUGGAAUUGGGAGAUUCUGAUGCUCCAUGCGCACCGUGUCGGAGAGAGUCUCGACUUUUAUCAGGCCUUACGGACGAUGGAUGAAGCUGCGAUAUGGCUUUACACGCCACUUCACGAAGGCGAAGUACUGACGCAAAUUUGGAAAUUCGAGGGCGAGCUGAGGACUGCAAUUGGCUUACUACUCGUAACGGAUCAAGGACGUUCCACCUUUCUAGGAGUGCAGCCACGGCCAAACUGGGGCCGAUCUAAGUGGACUCUUCUUUACCUGCCUGGCAAGGCCACAAGUCACAUUUACGCUGAGACGACGGCUUGUGGCGUGCGAAGACUCGGCUUCCCAUCACCUCGACCUGAACAUCAAGUUCAAAAUCCAGCAGUCGAGUGGCCAACCCCAUAUCCUAUCUCUCGUCACGACGAGUAUUACGCCUGGAAUAGAGCUAGGCUUACGGACGUGGUUGAGAUUGUCCCAUGCCAUCGCCAACGCAUGGGCAAACCAAUCAUUAUUGGACUUCUCCUUCGCUAUGCCGACGGAACCUCAGCCUGUGUUGGUCAAAUCCGACUUGACUGCUUACAAAGAGCUACGACUGUCGACCCGAAUUCUACGCUGUGGUUAGGGUUCUGGUUGACUGGUGAUGGGCCUUGCGUAGGGAGCGCCAUCUUGGCCAAAGAACAACCAAUCGUACCAGCUUGCGAAAGUUGGUUUGAGGUGGAGUGGCGCGACGACCUCCAGUGGUGGUUUUCCAAUAAGAAAUGCCGACUGUCCCACCAAGAGCGUCUCAGUCCUGAUACCACCAAGAAAUGGAGGAUAUUUCGUUGA